AUGUCUUUCCUCGAGAGCGUGCUGCACAACUUCAACAAGGCUGCUGCUCUUACCGGCCUGAGCGAGCCCCAGAUUGCCAACAUCAGGAAGUGCGCUGCCGUCUUCCGCGUCAAGUUCCCCGUUCGCGUCAACCUCAAUGAGAAGACCGGCGAGUACGACACCAUGAUCGUUGAGGGCUUCCGCGUUCAGCACAGCCACCACCGUCUGCCCUGCAAGGGUGGUAUCCGUUACAGCGAGCACGUCGACCAGGAGGAAGUUAUGGCCCUGGCCUCGCUCAUGACCUACAAGUGCGCGAUCGUUGACGUUCCCUUCGGCGGCGCCAAGGGCGGUAUCAAGAUCAACCCCCGCGAACUCGGUGUUUCGCAGAUUGAGGCCAUUACCCGUCGUUAUGCCUCCGAGCUGAUCAAGCGCAACAUGCUUGGCCCCGGCAUGGAUGUGCCCGCCCCCGACAUGGGCACUGGUCCCCGCGAGAUGGCCUGGAUCAAGGAUACCUAUGAGGCCUUCCAUCCCCAGGAUGUCAACUCCCUUGCCUGCGUCACCGGCAAGCCCAUCUCCCAGGGUGGUAUCCGUGGCAGAACCGAGGCCACCGGUCUUGGUGUGUUCUUCACCGUCAGGGAGGCCGUCAACUACGAGGAGGACAUGAAGGCCCUCGGCCUCACCACCGGCCUCAAGGGCAAGCGCGUCGUCAUCCAGGGCUUCGGUAACGUCGGUUCGUACUCUGCCAAGUUCAUGCACGAGGCCGGCGCCAAGAUCAUCGCCAUCGGCGAGAGGGACGGUGGUCUCUACAACAAGGACGGUAUCGACAUCACCGCCCUCUGGAACCACAUCGGCGAGAAGAAGCCCUUCCUCUCGUUCCCCGGCGCCGCGGUCGUCAAGAACCCCGAGUCCCUGCUCGAGGAGGAGUGCGACAUCCUCGUGCCCGCCGCCCUCGAGAACCAGAUCAACGCCACCAACGCCCUCCGCAUCAAGGCCAAGAUCAUCGCCGAGGCUGCCAACGGCCCCGUCACCGCCACCGCCGACGAGAUGCUCGAGAAGAGGGGCAUCAUCGUCAUCCCCGACAUUCUCUGCAAUGCUGGUGGUGUGACCGUCUCCUACUUCGAGUGGGUCAAGAACCUGUCGCACGUGCGCAUGGGUCGUCUUGAGAGGCGUUACGACCAGAGGUCCAAGGAGAGGCUCCUCGAGCACUUCUCCAACAUCACCGGCAGGAAGGAGGACGUCCCCGCCGGCGUCGUCUCCGGUGCCAACGAGGCCGACCUCGUCCACUCCGGUCUGGAGGACACCAUGAUCGAGGGCUACGCCAACGUGCGCUCCGUCUCCAAGCUGAAGAACUGCUCCAUGAGGACUGCUGCCUUCGUUGAUGCCAUCCGCAAGGUCGCCCGCUCGUACGCCGAGCUCGGUGUCUUCCCCUAA
Messenger RNA from Acanthamoeba castellanii str. Neff, 1410 nucleotides. RefSeq names its product Glutamate/Leucine/Phenylalanine/Valine dehydrogenase family protein. The record is from RefSeq and is a predicted model, not a curated record. Gene Ontology annotation, cellular component: mitochondrion. The transcript has 5 exons. Gene Ontology annotation, molecular function: L-glutamate dehydrogenase (NAD+) activity. NCBI's taxonomy places the organism in Eukaryota, Discosea, Longamoebia, Acanthamoebidae. Bases 1 to 1410 code for a protein of 469 amino acids. Gene Ontology annotation, biological process: L-glutamate catabolic process.